AUGGAGGGGGGGCCUAGCGGAGCCGCGGAGCCGCGGCCGCACGAGACGCGCGAAAUCGAGCCUGUACCGGCGCUGCACGAGGACGUAGCAGAUGGAUCUGAAACAGACGAGGAGGAGCGUGAGCGCCGGCGCAAGGAGGCGUCAGCCGCAGCACUCACGCUCGAGAUCGUGGGCGACCUACCGCAUGCUGAGGUCAAGCCGCCGGAGAAUGUGCUAUUUGUCUGCAAGCUGAAUCCUGUGACGCGCAGUGAAGAUCUGGAGCUCAUUUUCUCGCGUUUUGGAGCGAUAUCGAGCUGCGAGGUCAUGAAGGAUAAGAAGGUACGCACGUGCUACUCACAACAGACGGGCGAUAGUCUGCAGUACGCUUUUAUUGAAUUUGAGGACAAGGCAUCGGCAGAACAGAGUGUCUCGAGGCUGCAUGGUGUCUGGCUCAAGCAGCGCGCGCGACAGCAAGGCCGCUCGGCUGAGCGGCAUGCGCCUAGAGAGGCGCACUCGUCGCGAGAUCGCAUCGCUCUCGAUCGCGGCGCUACGAUGACCACCACUCACGGUCGCGCCACGACGACGACGAUCGGUCUUGGUCGCGCCGCACGCACGACCGGGGCAGCGGGCGCCGGCACCGCGAUGACUGGCGCAGCUCGCGCUACGACGAGCGCGGUGCACGGUGGCAUCGGUCUGCGGACGCCGAGGCCGACCGGUGGUCCCAUAACACGCUUGGUGCAGCAGGAUGCAGGCGUUUGUGUUGAAGCGCUACGCAAUAUUGGCAUUGUGGCGCACAUUGACGCCGGCAAGACGACUCUGACAGAGCGCCUCCUGCACUUGACGCACUCGCUCAGCCUGCCAGGCCUCAAGCCGCCGCCGGUGCAGGCGCCUUACACGGCGCCUGGAGAUGUGGACACCGGAAGCACGGUGACCGACUUUCUCGAGGAGGAGCGCGAGCGGGGUAUUACGAUCCAAAGUGCCGCGGUCGGGCCCGUGUGGUGGGCGAGUGAGCAGCUUGACCAGCACCUGCAGCCGUCGGUACCCAAGCAGGCCGUGUCCAUCACUCUGGUCGAUACGCCGGGGCAUGUCGACUUUGGGAUCGAGGUCGAGCGCACCGUGCGUGUCGUAGACGGUGCGGUCGUCGUGCUGGAUGGCGUCGAAGGAGUCGAGCCACAGAGCGAGAAUGUGUGGCGCCAGACGAAGCGUUAUGGGGUGCAUGCACACCUGUUCUUCAUCAACAAGCUUGAUCGUGCCGGCGCGUGCGUCUCCCGCUCGCUGCGCUCGAUCGUGGACCGGGGCCUGCAUCCCCGUCCGGCACUGCUGCAGCUCCCAGUGUAUGCAUCGCAGGCGCCGGACGACGCUGGCGAUCUAUCGAGAUUCAAGUCCGACGACCCGCUGAUUGGCGUAGUGGACCUGCUGACGAUGGAGCUCGUGCGGUUCGAGGGCGUCGCCGGCGAGCACAUGACGCGCGUGGCGCUGGAGGAGCGGCAUGGGCCGCUGUAUGCGCGUGCGUGCGAGGCGCGCCACGCACUCGUGGAGCUCGUGUCGUCGCUCGACGUGGACCUGCUCGACCGUGUGCUGGAGCUGGACGACCCCGCCGCGGCCGCCACCGAGCUGCCGCGCACCGCGGUACAUGCGGCCGUACGCCGCUUGACGAUCCAAGGCGAGAUCUGUCCGGUACUGUGUGGUGCGGCUGCGUGCAAUGUCGGCGUGCAGCUGCUGCUCGAUGCGAUCGGUCUGUACCUGCCGAGUCCCCGCGACCGCCCGCCUGUGGAUGGCACACUGCUGCCAGACACUCCGCGGCGCAGUGCGACGACGCUCCCGCUCGAGUCGCGCAGCACGGCUGCGCUCGCAUUCAAGGUCGUGUGGGACAAGCGUAAGGGGCCAAUUACGUUCGUGCGUGUGUACGCUGGCACACUGCAGAGCGGCGCAACGCUGAUCAACACGACGACGCACCAGAAGGAGCGCAUUGCGCGCCUGCUCCUCCCGUAUGCGGAUCAGUACGUCGAUGUACCUGCGCUGCAGGCCGGGCAAAUUGGCGUCGUGCUAGGCCUCAAGGACACCCGUACUGGCGAUACCCUCGUCGACGCUCGCAAGGGCGGCGGCGGUGCGCCGCCGCACAUUCCACCGCAUGCGUGGCACACGCUGCGCCUGCGUCGCGUGCAUGUGCCGCCGCCCGUGUUUAGUGUCAGCGUGGAGCCACGCAGCAAGGCGGAUGAGGGGGCCGUGGCGGACGCGCUGCGCAUGCUUGUGCGGACUGAUCCUAGUCUGCAUGUGAGUGAGGGCGGUACGGGCACCUCGGCGCAAACGGUGCUGAGCGGCAUGGGCGAGCUGCACCUCGAAAUCGCGAAGCACCGCCUUGACAACGAGUUCCAUGUGCAUGCGCACUUGGGCCAUGUGCGUGUGGGCUACCGCGAGACGCUAGCGGAGGGCAUGUCGGGCCAUGCUACGGAGCGCCUGGACCAGGAGCUGGGCGGCAAGCCCGCGCGAUUCGGCGUGCAGGUGCAUGUGCGUGCACUGCGCGAUGAUGAGCCGGGUCAGGCGCGCUUCGGCGGCAACGACGUCGUGCUCGAUAUGGGCGAAGCACCGCCGCUCGUCUUCGACGCGGGGCGCAGCCUCGAGCAGGUGCUUGCGCAGGCCAUGCAGGCGGCGCUCGUGCGUGGGCCGCUGAGUGGCUACCCGCUGCAGGGCUUGCACGUCACGCUGAGCGGCAUCGAGGCGCAUGGCACCGAGCUGAGCACGCCUGCGGCCGUGCGCGUGGCCGUUAUGCAGGGCCUGCGUCGUGCACUGGGCUACGCCGUGCGCCGCACGGCCGGCGAGGCGGUGCAGGGGCACACGCGGCUGAUGGAGCCCAUGAUGCGCGUCACCAUCACAGCGCCCGACAAGUAUGCGGGCGCCCUAGCCUCCGAUGUGACCGUCGAGCAGCAUGGCUCGAUCAUCGAGAUGGUGCAUGAGGGUGCGGAGGAGACAGCGUCGACUACGUACGAGGUGUACAUUCCUGCGACGGAGGACGCCGAGCCGGCGGGGCGGACCGGCAGCCCAAUGCGGCUCGAGGCGCUCGUGCCCCUCGCACGGAUGAUGCGCUACAGCACACGACUGCGCGCGCUAACCGGCGGCACAGGUACGUACCGCAUGGAGCUGCAUGGCUUUGCCAUUGUGGCGCUGGAGCGCGAGCGUGCGCUGCUGCAGGCGCUGGGACGCCUGCCGCGCUCAUAG
Molecule: messenger RNA, 3195 nt
Organism: Malassezia sympodialis ATCC 42132
Lineage: Eukaryota; Fungi; Basidiomycota; Malasseziomycetes; Malasseziales; Malasseziaceae
Exons: 4
Coding region: 1-3195 (1064 amino acids)
Cellular component (GO): nucleus
Molecular function (GO): RNA binding
Source: RefSeq, a predicted model, not a curated record